Molecule: messenger RNA, 2621 nt
Organism: Rana temporaria (common frog)
Lineage: Eukaryota; Metazoa; Chordata; Amphibia; Anura; Ranidae
Gene: P4HTM
Product: prolyl 4-hydroxylase, transmembrane
Exons: 9
Coding region: 89-1573 (494 amino acids)
Biological process (GO): peptidyl-proline hydroxylation to 4-hydroxy-L-proline
Cellular component (GO): endoplasmic reticulum
Molecular function (GO): procollagen-proline 4-dioxygenase activity; L-ascorbic acid binding; calcium ion binding
Source: RefSeq, a predicted model, not a curated record
UCACUUGGCUUAGGUAGCCGUGCGCGCCGCCGUCGCCAGGGUGACCGGCGCAUGCCCGGCGCAGCUUGUCCAGGGCCCCGGGGGCGGGAUGGAGAGUCCUCUGAACGGGGGACUCCCUCAGGAUGAACCCCCUCCGCUUCCCCGGGACCGGCUGUCCGGGCUACAGAAGGGGAACAGUGUGUGCUCCCGCUCGUACUUCGUGGUGGUGAUGGUGUUCGUCCAUGUCUACAUCGUGAAUGUCAUCGCUCUGCUCCUCUAUGUGUAUUACAGCAACGGGCCUCUAGGGGGCGACACCUCCACCACCACUACUACUACUACUACCUCCUCCUCCUCCACCAAUGGGGUGCCUGACAUCCCCACCCCCACCCACCGGGGGCAGGACACCGACUACCGACAUCUACCCCGCCUGGAGGGUAUCAAGGUCGGUCACAAGCAGAAGAUCGAACUCCUUCCCAACAAAUUCCAGCAAAUGGAGACGCUGAGUCUAAAGCCUCUUCUGUUCGAAAUCCCCAACUUCCUGACCAAGGAAGAAUGCAAGCUUCUGAUUCAUCUGGCCCAGCUGAAAGGUCUUCAGGCCAGCCAGAUUCUGCCAGUCGAUGGCUACAAGGAAGCCAUGGAAAGCCUGGAGAUCAGCAAGACUGACAUCUUCAACCUGCUGGACCACAACCAAGAUGGACAGUUGGAGUUAAAAGAGGUCCUAACCCAUUCCCGUCUUGGGAACGGAAGAUGGAUGACUCCGGAGAAUAUUCGGGAGGUGUACACGGCAGUUAAAGCAGAUCCAGAUGGAAAUGGUGUCCUCAGCUUGGAUGAGUUCAAGAAACUGAACCUCAGGGACUUCCACAAAUACCUGGGGAACCGAGAGAUCACCAUGAAUGAUUUGGUGAGGAACAGCCAGCACACAUGGCUCUACCAGGGAGAAGGCGCUCACCGGGUCCUGCGAUCCAUCCGCCAGAGAGUCAUCAAGUUGACCCGUUUGCCCCCGGACGUGGUGGAGAACAGCGAGCCUCUACAAGUGGUGAGGUACAACAAGGGAGGACAUUACCACGCUCACAUGGACAGCGGACCCGUGUUUCCCGAGACGGCGUGUACCCACACUAAACUAUUAAACAAUGAAACGGCCGCUUUUGAAACCUCCUGUCGGUAUGUGACCGUCCUUUUUUACCUGAACAAUGUUACUGGGGGAGGAGAGACCACCUUUCCAGUGGCUGAUAACCGGACCUAUGAAGAGAUGUCUUUAAUCCAGAAUGACAUUGAUCUGAGGGAUACAAGGAAACAUUGUGACAAGGGGAACCUGAGAAUUAAACCUCGGCAAGGAACAGCGGUCUUCUGGUACAAUUAUCUGUCGGAUGGCAAAGGUUGGGUGGGAGAUGUGGACGAUUAUGCUCUACACGGAGGCUGCCUGGUGACAGAAGGUACCAAAUGGAUCGCCAACAACUGGAUCAAUGUGGACCCCAACAAGUCCCGCCAGCUCUGGUUCCAGCAGGAGAUGGCUCGUUAUGCCAAAGAUGACAAUGAGAUACAGAAGGAGUGGACCGUGGACAAGUCUUACAGGGACAUGCACGUCGACCUAUGACCUGGAGAUCAGCCCGGCUAGGGUUAGAUGAAGGUGUAGAGUGCCACCAUCACUUGCCCGGUCAUUUCAGUGUCCUCCGCUUCUUGUUCCUCUUUCAGGUUUGUGAGGAUUGGAUAAAGCAAACUGCAUGUACGCACCAAAUCGGGAAGAGCCAUCCCGCGCUGCAGGGGUGCACGGAACGUACCACCGUUGGCUCCGGUGGUAUGAGAGAGGUUGACUGAGCACUGAGGAUUACGUAAGACAGGGGACACUUUCUUGUGUCCCUUUUUAAUUGUAUCAUGGAAAAGUUAGAGGGAAAGAGAUUCCUAGAGCUGGCCAAUCAGUGCUUAGUGUUUUUUUUAGCAUGAGACAGAGACACAUAUUUAUUUAUUUAUUUUAUCUACAUCAUGGUACAAAGAGAACAAAGUCUAUUUAUUAAAGAUUACAUCAGGGCAUUCGUAUGCAUUCAAAUGAAGGUAGCUGUACAGAUUUAAAGGGUCAGUCCAUCCUAAACUGAUAUUUCAGCAUUUGAGAGAUGCUGGUGGGUUUAAUCACCCACCAGCUUCUUGUGUCUAUUUGGGGGGUGGAUACAUAUCUGUGCUUGAGUUCCCAGCUCCGCCCAUCCACUGCAGCAGCUGCAGGAAAGUCAGAACUAAACCCUCCUGUCCUUUACAGCCAAAGAAGCCGCCAUCUUGGCCUCUGUUUGAUCUGCAAGUACCACGGUGCUGCACAUGUGGUCAGUUAUGACGCCAGAUGAUGGUUUGGAUGAGAACACAAGCAAAGUUCUCAGUUCACAGUUCUCAAUCAUGGCAUGUCGGGAAUGAAACUGUUUUGGGAAACAAUUAAAGAGGAACUAAGCCGUCCUAGCUUUAUUAGCCAAGGAAGCUGCCAUCCAAGCCUCUGUUUGAGCUGCAAGUGCCAUGAUGCUGCACAUGUGAUCAGUUAUGACGCCAGCCAUUUGAUGGUUUGGCAGUUUGGUUGACAGCACAAGCAAAUGUGACAGUUAGCAUUCCUAGCAUGCCUUGAAUGUAACUUUUUUAAAUCGAUGGGCCGACCCGGUGAAACUGUA